Astyanax mexicanus (Mexican tetra) is the source of this 2796-nucleotide messenger RNA. RefSeq names its product ribonuclease inhibitor. The transcript is spliced from 14 exons. Gene Ontology annotation, molecular function: protein binding. The record is from RefSeq and is a predicted model, not a curated record. Lineage: Eukaryota; Metazoa; Chordata; Actinopteri; Characiformes; Acestrorhamphidae. The coding region runs from base 124 to 2655 and encodes 843 amino acids.
GAUCCACACCCACAGUGAUUUGAUCUCACACUCAGUAAUGCUGUAAACAGUCUAUCACUGACAUUCAGGAGGUGAAGAUAUCGUUUCUUUAAUAUCACACACAGUGUCCUGAAAUAUAAAGAGAUGAAGAUUCUCUGGGCGAUGCUGCUGAUUUUCUCUGGCCUAAUGGAGACCCUGUCAGAGCGCUUUAAGGUUGUGGGACCAGCUGCUCCUCUUGUUGCUGUAGCUGGUGAAGAUCUGAUUCUGCCCUGUUCUCUCCAGCCCAGCAUCAGUGCUGAGGGUAUGAUGGUGGAGUGGUUCAGACUACAUGAGACAGACCCACUGGUUCACUUAUAUAUAAACUCUGCAGACAGAAAUGGAGAACAGAUGGAGACUUACAGAGGGAGAACAGCUCUGUUUAAAGAAGAACUGAAGAAAGGAAACGCCUCACUGAAACUCUCAGCUCUCCAACCUUCUGAUGAUGGAGCUUACACGUGUUUAAUUCGGGAUGUGGAUUUCUAUCUUGAUGAUGUAACGCUUUAUGUUGAAGUUAAAGGAAAAGGUUUUCAUGGUUGGAAGAUUGCCAUCAUCUGCAUUUUUGUUUUUGCUGCUAUUUUAGCUGCCUUUACUGCGUACGUCUUAAAAGAUAAAUACUCAAAAAAGCAGCUCUCUCCUACACAGUGCUCAGUUAUAUCCUACAUGCGUGUUCACUCCAAGAAUCCCAAGAAAGAGCUGGACCUGAGGAAAUUCAGCACAUCAGAGGAAGGACACAGGAGACUCAUCCCAGCUGUAUCAAACUGCAGGAAGGCUCAAUUAGCUGGCUGUAAUCUCACUGAACAGGCUAUUGAAACCUUAAGUACAGCUCUACAGUCAGAAAACUCCACCCUGAAAGAGCUGGACCUCAGUAACAACGACCUGCAGGGAUCAAGGAUGGAGAAACUCUCUGCUGCAUUAAAGAGUUCAAACUGUAAACUGGAGAUACUCAGGUUAUCUGUGUGUAAACUCAGUGAACACUCAUGUGAGAAUCUGCAGUCAGUUUUACAAUCAGAAAACUCCUCACUGAAAGAGCUGGACCUCAGUGACAACAACCUGGAGGAUUCAGGAAUGGAGAAAAUCUCUGCUGGACUGAAGAGUUCACAUUGUAAACUGGAGAUACUCAGACUUGCUAUGUGUACACUCAGUAAACAGUCCUGUAAUACUCUUCAGUCAGUUUUACAAUCAGAAAACUCUCUGAAAGAGCUGGACCUCAGUGACAAUGACCUGACGGACUCAGGAGUGGAGUUGCUCUCUGCUAAACUGAACAAUUCACACUGUAAACUAGAGCGACUCAGUCUUGCUAUGUGUGAACUCAGUGAAAAAUCCUGGGAGACCCUGCAGUCAAUUUUACAAUCAGAAAACAAUUCUCUGAAAGAGCUGGACCUCAGUAGAAAUGAACUGGAGGAUUCAGGACUGGAGAAACUCUGUGCUGGACUGAAGAGUCCUCACUGUAGACUGGAGAUACUCAGAAUUGCUUAUUGUAAUCUUCAAGGACUUUGCUGUGAAACUUUGGGAUCAGUUUUAAACCUGGAAAACACCUCCCUGAAAGAACUGGACCUCAGUAACAAUGACCUGCAGGAUUCCAUAGAGAAACUCUCUGAUGGACUCAAGAGUUCACACUGUAAACUGGAAACUCUCAGACUAGCUUUGUGUAAUCUUGGGGAACAGUCCUGUGAGAGUCUGGGAUCAGUUUUAAAACUGGAAACCUCCUCUCUGAAAGUGCUGGAUCUCAGUAAUAAUGACCUGCAGGAUUCAGGAGUGGAGAAACUCUGUUCUGAACUGAAGAGUUCACACUGUAAACUGGAGAUACUCAGGUUAUCUGGUUGUAUGAUCACAGAGAAAGGAUGUUUAUCUCUGGCUUUAUCUUUAAGUUCAAACCUGAAAGAACUGGAUCUGACCUACAAUAACCCAGGAGAGUCUGGAGUGAAGGAGCUCUCAAAUAAACUGAAGGAUCCACGCUGCAAACUCAGCACACUCAGAGUGGAGCAUGGAGGGAAUAUCAGAAUGAAAACAGGACUAAAGAAAUACGGCUGUGAUCUCACACUGGAUCCAAACACAGCGAACAGAUAUCUCUCUCUGAGUGAAGAGAACAGGAGGGUGGAGGAUGGAGAGGAGCUGCAGUCGUAUCCUGAUCAUCCAGAGAGAUUUGAUGGGUGGGAGCAGGUUCUGAGUAGAGAGGGAGUUACUGGACGCUGUUACUGGGAGGCUGAGUGGAGCGGAGGAGAACCUGAUGUAGCUCUGAGUUAUAAAACCAUCAGCAGGAAAGGAGGAGGUUCAGACUCUCGGUUUGGAGAGAAUGAAAAGUCCUGGAGUCUGAGGAUCGAUAAUAACAGUUACUCUGUUCAUCACAAUAAUAACAUCACUGCUCUCCCUCCUCCUCCCUCUCCCUCUAACAGAGUAGGAGUGUAUGUGGACUGUCCCGCCGGCACUCUGUCCUUCUACACCAUCUCCUCUCAUACACACACACCCUCCUCACACACACCCUCACACACACCCUCACACACACCCUCCUCACACACACCCACACACACCGAAACACUCACACACCUACACACAUUCUACACCACAUUCACUGAACCGCUCUAUGCUGGGUUUUUGGUUUAUUAUGGCUCCUCAGUGCGUCUGUGUGAUAUAGAAUAGUGUGUUUGUUUAUGUGUGUGUGAGAGAGAGAUGGAUUGUGAGUGAUGGUGUUUGUGUAAAAGUGUGUAUGUGCUUUUGUGUGAUUGUGUGUGCAUUUUAAGAGAGUGUGUGUGUGUGAGAGAGUGUGUGUUUUUGAUUGUG